Messenger RNA from Onychostruthus taczanowskii (white-rumped snowfinch), 3145 nucleotides. It is a transcript of the gene SPSB1, whose product is annotated as splA/ryanodine receptor domain and SOCS box containing 1. Gene Ontology annotation, molecular function: protein binding. Gene Ontology annotation, cellular component: SCF ubiquitin ligase complex. Gene Ontology annotation, biological process: proteasome-mediated ubiquitin-dependent protein catabolic process; intracellular signal transduction. The coding region runs from base 493 to 1314 and encodes 273 amino acids. The transcript is spliced from 3 exons. The record is from RefSeq and is a predicted model, not a curated record. NCBI's taxonomy places the organism in Eukaryota, Metazoa, Chordata, Aves, Passeriformes, Passeridae.
GCUGUUUGUGUUGCUGAGUGAGAGCAGAGCCACUUGAGUGGAUGCAGUGCUGGAGGAGAGGUGCACAGAGUGAGCAAGGAUCUCUGGCCAAGCUGGCUUGAACGUCCCAGAGGCUUCUCUGCAAUCUGGAAGGGAAACUGCUCAACUGUGAGAAGGAUCUUGCUCCUCCCCCUGGGCUCUGCAGCUGAAACUGGGGAUUUUUGUCCCUCCUGGAGCAGAGAAGGCGCUCACUCCAGACGAGCCAGGCAAAGGUUUAUCUGCCCUUGGCUGCAGGGUUUGGGGGGGCCAGGAGCUGCUGGCAUGAGUGUCCCCCAGGGCUGGCCCCAGCAGCUUGUGUCUGCAGCUCUGCACUUGCAGGCAGCCCCCCGAGGCAACCCUGAGUGGUGCACAUCCUGACAAAGCCUCCUGGCAACCCUUUCUGCAGGGCUGGAUGACAGCGGGAGCUGCCAGGUAAAUCCAUGAGCCCGUGAGGAGGCGAGGCCAGGACACACCAUGGGUCAGAAGGUCACGGGUGGCAUAAAGACUGUGGACAUGAGGGACCCUGUGUACAGGCCACUGAAACAGGAGCUCCAAGGACUGGACUACAGCAAGCCCACCCGGCUGGACCUGCUGCUGGACAUGCCCCCGGUGUCCUACGAGGUGCAGCUGCUGCACUCGUGGAACAACGACGACCGCUCGCUCAACGUCUUCGUCAAGGAGGACGACAAGCUGAUGUUCCACCGGCACCCGGUGGCGCAGAGCACCGACGCCAUCCGGGGCAAGGUGGGCUACACGCGGGGGCUGCACGUGUGGCAGAUCACCUGGGCCAUGCGCCAGCGCGGCACGCACGCCGUGGUGGGGGUGGCCACGGCCGAGGCCCCCCUGCACUCCGUGGGGUACACCACCCUGGUGGGCAACAACCACGAGUCCUGGGGCUGGGACCUGGGGCGCAACAGACUCUACCACGACGGCAAGAACCAGCCCAGCAAAACCUACCCCGCCUUCCUGGAGCCCGACGAGACGUUCGUCGUGCCCGACUCCUUCCUGGUGGUGCUGGACAUGGACGACGGCACGCUGAGCUUCAUCGUGGACGGGCAGUACAUGGGGGUGGCCUUCCGAGGGCUCAAGGGGAAGAAGCUCUACCCGGUGGUGAGCGCCGUGUGGGGCCACUGCGAGAUCCGCAUGUGCUACCUGAACGGACUGGACCCUGAACCACUGCCUCUGAUGGACCUGUGCCGGCGAGCCGUGCGGCUUGCCCUGGGCAAGGACAGACUGGCUGAGAUCCCCAGCCUGCCCCUGCCAGCCUCCCUCAAGAGUUACCUGCUCUACCAGUGACCCCCGUGCCGCAGGACGGAGGUGGAAGCGAGGCGUGGAUGAGCUGCCCGCGGAGCCCUGGGCUCUCCUGCUGCUGGAGCUGCCUGGCCAGAGGAUUCCUGCCCUGCUGCAGCUCCCGUGCCUCCCUGGGGCAGCCCUGGCUUCACAGCUGAGUGCUUUGUUCCUCGGGAGUCCCUCACAAAAGGAACAUUGACAGAGGCUCUGUGCUCCCCUCUCCUCCUGAGAAGAGGCUGUGCUGCCUCGGGGAAUGGUUCUUCUGUAGCAGCUAAAGGGAAGGAUGGUGGUGAAAGAAGAAUAAUACAAGAAUUAAAACAAUUUGGGGGAAGAGGAGGCGUUAGGAGUGGAAGUGUUAAGACCAGGUCCUGAGAGUGGAAAGGCUCAGGACGGCCAGCGGAGUUGGAGAGAGUCUGGAAUGCCAUAAAGAAUUAAUUGAUGAGUUUUUAAAAGCCAAAAAAAAAAAAAAGUACAACCCCAAGCCCUGAAACAGCAAAACCAAGAGCCCUUCCUCCACCAGGACACUUCUUACUUUGGAGCAGGUGGUCAUGCUGCUGCUGUGUGUAUCUGUGCUGGGCCCUCUCCCCUUGCUGUGUUGCUGUUUCACAGGGUUCCUGUUGACCAGCAGUGCUCAUCCUGCUCCCUGCUCUGCUCUGCCUCCUCCCCGUGGCUUUGGCAGCUGAUUUUGAGUCGGGCUGUGUCUUCACACUCCUCCAUCCUGACUGAAAGCUGCAGCUUUUGCUCUGGGCUCCCUGGCUGCUGUGGGCCAGGGCAGGACAGACCUGAGCCCCAGCGUGGCACCGUGUGUGUGAGCUGGCACACAGCUGGCACACAGCUGCAGGUCCUGUCCCCUGGGGCUUCACAGCAACGCUCAGGUUCUCUAAUGGCACUGCCAGGGAGUUCUCCUCUUGAUAAGCUGCUUAAAUUCAUGCAAGCCAGGCUCUGCUCUGUCCCAGACCUACCUAAUCCCCGCCUAACUGCAGCAGGAGAGGCUCUGCCCUGCGGGGUGGGGCUGUGCCACAGGAGGGGUCACAGGUGAGGAGCAGCCCCAGGGGUCACACAGGCCAGGGGUGACCUUCAGGCACAGCAGGGACAAACUGAACCUCUGCAGGGAGCAGGAGAGUGCUGCAAUAAACAGGACAAGCAAUUCAGGCAAAAUCAGCACAUCCCAAAUAGAUCCUCAGUAGCCAGGUGGAGAGGAUGGCACUCCUUUAUCAGCAGGAGCUGCUCUCUUGACCUCUCCACAGGUUACUAUGCUGCCUUUCUGGGGUUAUUUUGCACAUUUCUUUGUGGUUUUUUUUCUUGAAAAAUGUUUGUGUGAUUGUUUUGGUUUUGCUUUUGAGUUAUCCCUUCAGUUUUGUGUAGGUACAAAUGAGUUUAGUUGUUGAAAAUGUUAAUAUAUAUAUGUGGGGUGUAUGUACAAGAACAUGUUUUAAACAGCUGCUGUAGGGUACCUUUUUGAAAAUAAACUACUUGCAUAGUAUAUUUUUUAAAGCACAGAGUUGGUGCCAAGACUGGGUGGGGUGUGAUGUGCCCCUUUUUUAUUCUAAUAUUAUAUGAGUUUUUUUCAAUGUAGGGGUUUGUACUAGUUUCUGUUGCAGGGUGGGACACAAAAUUCAGUGUGUGUGGGGCCCUGCUUGGUUGCCUUCAACUUGAACCAGUGUCUUCCAGAACUCCAGGGAAGUAGCUGUGUUCUCCCUCCUUCUGAUGCUCUUUGUGCUCCCUCAUUUCCAUCUCUCCUCACUUCACCAGGACAUGACUCUGUACAGUUCAAAAUCCUUUCUAUUUUAUGACUGUAGAUAGAACUCAGUAACCUAAUAAACUUUAUUAAAUAUUA